AUGAACUCUGUUGAACUUGUUUGGAAAGUUGACGAUAGUCAUUUAGACGUGAACUAUAAAAGUCAUGCUAGGGCGUGUGGGGAACGCAACGAAGAAGGCCGAGUGGUUGGAGGCACAGAUACCAGCGUCAACGCUUUUCCGUGGCUCGCGAGAGUUAUCUUGCAAAAGUCAUUUGGUUGUGCCGGCUCUCUUAUCAAUGAUAGAUACGUUGUUACUGCAGCUCAUUGUAUGAAAGGAUUCAUGUGGUUUUUAUUCCGUGUGACGUUUGGGGAGCACAACCGCUGCGAUCAGUCUCAAAGGGCUAUGUCUCGCGCUGUUGUGAAGGUGAUAGCACACAACUUCACACUGACUGACCUGAGCAACGAUAUAGCAUUGUUGAAGCUUAGCAGUCCCGUUGAGUACUCAUAUACGGUACGCCCUGUGUGUCUGCCUACCAACAAAGAUAAUCUUUAUAAGGGUACAACGGCAUUGGUGGCAGGUUGGGGUGCUACAAACGAGACCGGUAAGUGGUCAUGCACAGUCUUAGAAGCAGAGUUACCUGUUUUGAGCAACGAAGCAUGCCGUAACACGAAGUACAACGCAUCAAAAAUCACGGAAGUCAUGAUGUGCGCUGGGUUUCCAGAAACGGCGCACAAGGAUGCUUGCACAGGAGACAGUGGAGGCCCGCUGAUUGCCGAGAAUGAUGAGCACAUGUUUGAUUUAAUAGGUGUAGUCUCUUGGGGGUACGGAUGUGCUAGAAAAGGGUAUCCUGGAGUGUUCACCAGAGUUACGAAAUAUUUGGACUGGAUUAAAGAUAAUACAGAAGAAGGGUGCUACUGCCAAUAUUGA
Molecule: messenger RNA, 828 nt
Organism: Arctia plantaginis
Lineage: Eukaryota; Metazoa; Arthropoda; Insecta; Lepidoptera; Erebidae
Source: the annotation of a GenBank genome assembly